AGACACACCCACACUGAGCGGACGCACAGUGAGUGAGAGAAAUACGGACUUUUGCUUGGCUUUGCUUGGCUUUAACCUGCUUUUGGACAACCAUUUGGAUUACUUUUGGAUUACCUGUUGGACUACCUGCUUGGCGGAUCUACGUGGACUUGUUUUCAAAGCUUCCCACUCAGAGGCUUCUGAGAGCAAGACCCCACACACACCACACUUCAUUCAUUCUUGAUCUUAUAUUGAGAAUCACAUACUGAGAAUCACAUAGAAAUCAAACACAGCACACAACAUAAAAUACAUAGACCUAUACUGACUAUAAAUCCAUUCUCAAACACACACACACACACACACACACACACACACACACACACACACACACACACACACACACGCACACACUCUGUUUGCAUUGUUUAUUGUUCAAGUGAUUGUUGGUAUUGUGUUUGUUCAAAUUUCACACUUUUACACUGCAUUGUGUACGUCUGUGAGAUAACCGUGUUUUGGAGUAUUUCUUCUUGAGUGUUUACAGCUUGGUGUAGGACAAGAUGCCGCGGAAGGGGAAGCGUUGCAGGGCCCAGAAGCAGCGAUGGAGCAAGCCGGACCAGGUGACCCAGCUGGAGACGCCGCCGCCAGCCCAGCCGUUCUGGACCCAGAAAGAUGGACCCAGCCCCUCCCAGUCUCCUGCCCAGAAGAUGGCCAAGCUCCACAUCCCUCUGCCGACCUCACCCUCCUGCUCCCCUUACCAGCCUGGACAGGUGCGUCUACCCCCCUCUGACUUCCGCCCAGGCCGCGGUACGGGUCGUCGCCAUCGCAUGCUGCUGUGGGAGAAGUCCCCCUUUACUGGCCGAUUCCGGAAGUUGGUCGUCCCAGCCGAGUCACCCGACAUGAAGUUCGUCCUGCUUGUUGGAGACUCCCACCUUCGGGCCAUCGCCGACGGGUUUGUGGGGAUGCCGGACCGACUGCUGUCCUUUGGCGUCCUGUCCGUCCCUGGGGCGUCGGCAGUUGAGUUGCGUACUGAGGUGCUGAAUGCUGUGCUGCCUCGCGCACCCGAGGCGGUCUGCAUUUUAGCACCCAGUAACGACUUGACUGCCAGCAGGACUGUCACUGAGGCAGGGGUCGCAUUUGGUAAGCUCCUGCUGACUGCCUGUGCUAUCUGGCCCAACGUAAGUAUUUUUAUAUUAUUAUCUUGAUAAUAUGUUUGAUAAUAUACUUGGUUUUAUGAGUGUAACUUUAAUUUCUAUGACAUUUUGAAAGAGACAAUGUAAUUUCUGAGAAAUAACAUGUUUCUCUCUC
Molecule: messenger RNA, 1284 nt
Organism: Centropristis striata (black sea bass)
Lineage: Eukaryota; Metazoa; Chordata; Actinopteri; Perciformes; Serranidae
Exons: 7
Coding region: 537-1181 (214 amino acids)
Source: RefSeq, a predicted model, not a curated record